GUAGACCAGGGAUAACAAGAAAAGCUGCUCGGAUAUCAGGAACGUAGCAGGAACCUGGAGAGAGGAAUCACAGGAAUACGCCAGCUGGGAAUGUGUAGGAGGAGAGGAAGAGAAGAAAAAGGGCAGGGAAGCAAGGGAACGGGAGGACAAGUGCGGCAGCGUGUAAAAGAGGAAGAGGAGAGUUAAUUAGCCCAGUGCGUCUCUCUCUCUCUCACACUCUCUCUCUCUCUGGCACACACACAUUCACACACACCUCCUUCCUUCUCCACCCCUCCACCACCCUGACACUCUAGCGCGGAAGUAUUAAAGCAGCCAAGCAGCAGCCUGCCGAUGUGGUAAUGAAUUAAAUAAAGCGUCGCCGCUGGGAGACAGAGAAAAGCCAGAGAAUGAGUGUUUUGGGGCAGCUGAGUGACGCUCACGCUGACUAAAGGCAUCCAGGUCUCUGUAAUGCGUGUGUUUGUGUGUACACACGCGUCCACGCGUACAGGUGCAGCAACAGCCAAACUAUUGGAGUUUUAAGAGCCGUAGUCCACGCCAUUCCCAGUCCACUCAAUCUGGUUUGGCCGAUCAAGCGUCCAAACUGUCCUACGCCUCUGCGGAGUCUCUAGAGACCAUGUCUGAGGCUGACAUGCCACUUGGAUUCAAUCGCAUGAACCGCUUCCGCCAGAGCCUUCCUCUGUCCCGAUCUGCCAGCCAGAACAAACUGCGCUCUCCAGGCGUGCUGUUCCUGCAGUUUGGCGAUGAGACAAGGCGUGUCCACAUCACGCAUGAGUUGAGCAGUAUGGAAACGCUACACGCGCUUAUUGUGCACAUGUUCCCCCAGAAGCUAACAGCUAGCAUGCUCAAGUCCCCCAACACGGCCAUCCUGAUCAAGGACGAGGCACGCAACGUGUUCUACGAACUGGAGGAUGUCCGGGACAUUCAGGACCGCAGCAUCAUUAAGAUCUACCGUAAGGAGCCGGUCUAUGGUUCCUAUACAGCGGCUUCUCACCUGGCCAAUGGAGACCUGAGGAGAGAGAUGGUGUACGCAUCACGUGAAUCGUCACCCACUCGUCGCAUGAAUACGCUGCCCUCCUCUGGCUCGGCUCCUACCUCUGCCUCUCCCGCUCGUUCCCGUCUUUCCUACAGUGGAGGUCGUGCUCCUUCGUUCUCUGGCUCUCAGCACGGUCACCACGGCCACCACGGCUCUCCGGCUCACGGGCAAGCAGGGGGCAUGACUGCAUCACCGUCGGCCAUCCUCGAGCGGCGAGAUGUUAAGCCCGAUGAGGAAAUCGCUACCAAGAAUGCUCUUCUGAAGAACGAGAGCCUCUAUGCAGAUCCGUACAGCCUGGUGCCUGAUGGACAUCGUCUCAGCAUCGCAUCCAUGGGAGAGCCGCUCGGCAUGCCGGGGCCGGGUGGGCUGUACCGGCGCGGUUCUGUGCGCUCUCUGAGCACUUAUUCGGCCGUGGCGCUGCAGGGAGACCUGGACGACCCGAUCUAUAAGCCAGGUGCUCCGCUCUAUCCGGACAACUACUCUGCUUUGGGGACAGGCUUCAGGCUUUCGUCUUCUUCCUCUCCUCAGAAGAUGUCGGAUUCGUACUCGGGGACGCUGAGCCGCAGCUCGCCUGUCAGGCAGAGCUUCAGGAAGGACUCGUCCUCGUCUGUGUUUGUGGACAGCCCCAAAUCCAGACCCAGCUCCAGUUCAGAGCCACUGGGUAGCGAGAUAGGGAGGGGGAUUUCCGGCUUCGGGAAUGAGACUGACACACGCAGGGAUCGUAUGGAAGCAAUGGAGAAGCAGAUAGCAAGUCUCACAGGCUUGGUCCAGAGCGUCCUUACCAGAGCACCGGACAGCGACAGCACAUGCGGCCUGCUGCGGCUCUGCAUGAUGGCGGGCUGCCCUCGGGACCCAGGGACCGACUUCUCACGGCCCUUCCCUUUCUCUUCCAGCGAGAAGACGGAGUCCACCAGCGACGGCUCGGCCACAGGAACUCUGACCCCAUCGGCCCCGCUGGCCCUGAUGCCUCCUCCGCCCACAAGUCCACACACCUCUACUGUGUCCAAACUCCAGAUGCAGCUCCACCUACACGAGCUAAAGCAGAAUGCCACUGACCUGCGCAAACAGCUUGCCCAGCUCCGCAAGAUGCAGCUGCAGAAUCAGGAGUCAGUGCGCUCUCUGGUGAAGCGGACGGAGGCGGAGCUGAGCGUGCGAGUGUGUGACGCUUUGAGGAAGCAGGAGGAUCCUCUCCAGAGACAGCGCCUCCUAGUGGAAGAGGAGAGACUCAAAUACCUCAACGAGGAAGAGCUCAUCAUCCAGCAGCUGCAUGAUUUGGAGAAGUCAGUGGAGGAGAUCCAGAAGGAAAGCUCGGUAAACCACAGACACAUCACAGUGCAGGAGCUGGAGGAGAAGAGCACGGUGCUGAGGAGACUGGGAGAGACUCUCACUGAGCUCAAGAAUCAGUUUCCUGGGCUGCAAAGUAAAAUGCGUGUGGUGUUGAGGGUGGAGGUGGAGGCUGUAAAGUUCCUGAAGGAGGAGCCACACCGACUGGAUGCCCUGCUUAAACGCUGCAAGACCAUCACUGAUACACUCACCGUGCUCAAGAGGCAGGUGAAUGAGGGCGUGAGGAAGAACAUGGAGGAGUUUUCCAACCCUUCGCCCAAACACACCGUCGGAGACGACUACAGGAAGAACGCUGACUUCGACAUUCCCACCAGUCCACCGCUCAACCUUAACGAGACCAGCCUGGCUAACUGGAGCCCUCACGGCCACACCCAUUCCCAUGGCAACUCAUCGCCGGGACAACUGAAGGGUCGGGGUCUGGAGGAGCUGGGGGGCCGUGGAGGGGCUGAUAAGGCCUCGUCUGUGGAAGUCAGGCUGGCAGCUGAAAGGGACUGGGAGGAGAAGCGAGCCAGUUUAACCCAGUACAGCACUCAGGACAUUAACCGACUCCUGGAGGAAACCCAGGCCGAGCUCAUGAAGGCCAUCCCGGAUCUGGACUUUGCUGCAAAUCAGAUCAAACCAAUGCAGAAUCAGAACCAGAUCCAAACCCAGAACCAGAGCGAGUCUCUGUCUAGCAGCAACGCCACACCUGAGCACAAACCCAACAAACCUCAACAUCCCUCACACAAGGUCUCCAACAAGGAAGGCGGCUCCAGGCGGGGAUCGGACGAGCUCACGGUGGCGAGGUAUCGCACGGAGAAGCCGUCCAAGUCACCUCCGCCUCCACCUCCACGCAGGAGCUUCCCCACCUCACCAGGCCUCACUACACGCAGCGGAGAAGUCAUCACCUCCACCAAGAGCAUGAAGAAAUCAGAAUCAGAAGAAACAGAGAUUCAGAAACCCCACGUGAAGUUGAGGAGGAGUGUCUCUGAAGCUCCUCGGCCUGCAUCCACACCCCCGACCAUGGCAGGAGGAGAGAGAGAAGACGGAGAAGUCGAGCACACUGCUGCCGAACUGGAGCACUUCACGCUGUUGCAGGGAAAUCUUCAGCACCCAAACUCUGACACACAGCCUCCGGUCAAGCUUUCCUCUUCAUCCGUCCCUCAGAUUGUCCUGACCGAGUGUCCCAGCUCAUCGUCUGAGAGCUCCACGACGCAGGUUUCAAGCUCGAUGUUACCACGGGACAGGAAUGCGGGAAGCCUCAGUUACAGCAGCUACAGAGUCAAGAGUCCUCGUCUGUUGCUGUGGAAACUGGAGCCAUCGACCAAUCAAACGCUAUCUCAGAUACCGGCUUUGAGCAGAACUAUAAAGGAACUUAAGACCGACAUGUUUACUGAAUCAACUUCACCAUCACCUUCACUUUUAGCAGCGAAGAAGCCGGCGAGAUCAGUGAACACGGAGCUGAUGAUCCAGGAGUCGUUUGAGAUCGACGAGAAAAACGCAAGGGAUAAAGGAGAAGAUGAUCAAUGCCGGGUCCAGGAGCGUAAAGAGGACAUUAGACACAGCACGUAUCGGCGUCUGGACAAUCUGGAGGAGACCAUCCGUGAGCUGGAGCUCAGUCUGCUUGAUUUUGGAGCUCAGACCAUCCCAACCUGGUCUCAAAGUAUUCCAGAUACGGAUUCCCAAAUGUCCACCAGCACCGUAGAUGCUCCAUCGGUAUCUACCAUAAAGAGCUCAGGAAGAGGAGAGAUCCAGAGACCUCCUGUUCCACCUAAACCCUGUAUAAACACAGACACAGCAUUCAAGGGCGGUUGCGGAAAGGCGAUAUCUCGUCUAAAGCACCUUCAGCAGAGCGGCUUGGACAAGAGCAAAGUGGGCAAACAGAGAGAAGACUUCCUCAAGAGCCAGGGACAACAGCAGUGAGAAGAAACACAACUUGACCUGAAACAUGACCUGACCCCGUCCCCCUCUCCUCUUCUUCCUCUGCAUCAUCCUCCUUGGAGUCUCUUCGGUCCUGUGUACACAUCUAUUAGUCUCCUAUUCACAGAUGUGUAUGUAUGUGGGAAAAAUAGGAUCCAUCCCUGAACCAAAACCCUAACCAGGCCUUCCAUGAGCAUAUGGGGUCGAUUGCUUGAAAUGGAUGACCAGGAAAGACUUCCCUGAACAAACUUAUUUACUUCAUAAAGAAUAGUAUACCUCCUCCUCAUUUUCCUCUCUCUUUCUGUCUUCUCUGCUUGGCACUUUCCCACCUUGCUGCCCGUAGAAGGAGUUGUUUCUUCUCCCCAACACACGGGCUGCUAGCUUCUCUGGUCGUCUACCAUCUGGGGUUUAUAAUAACUACCAAGAGGACCUGAUCUCCUCGUCCGGACAGACCAAAGCCCUCCUAGCCACCCUCUCGACUGAGGCCCUGCUACUUGCCACCACCCUCAGGCAUCGCCGGCUCCUUCGAGAACAGAGCACCAGCUCUUCAAAAACCCCCCCCUCACUCUCCAACAACCACCCUUCAUCCCCUUCAAGUUCAUCAUCCUCAGCUUCAACCCCUUCUCCCGUGUCCACCAGCUCAUCCCAUGACCCAAACCACUUGAUCGGUGACAGUACAACAGACAAGAAGAAAGGAAGUGAUGUUGUGCCCCAGUUUGUUCCAGCUACCAACAUGGAGUGAGGUACUGGAACGCCAUGCAAGGUCGAGGUGGAAGAACAACAGAAACAUCUCUAUAUUUACAGAGAAUAAAAACUUAUUAGUCAUGUAGAAUCUCCUCCUCCAUCUUGGCUGAACCCUCGAUCAGCCUGCAGAGAUGAUGCAGGCUACAUCCCACACACGCAGCCUACCAUCUCUUGUUCAUUAUGAGUUUAUUCUUCUCCCAUCUGCAUCCUCCAGGACCAUGACAGUACUGCCAGUUUCCCGCAAGAAGCCCACAGAUGGGUUUGGACCCCCUCCAUGUUCCAGCUCUCCGUGACGUCAGAGAUGGCCAGCAACAUACCACUCACGUCAGGCCAGAGAAAUGACUCUCUACCCUAAAACACGGUCAUCCAUCUGCCAAAUAUCACCUUUGACAGAUCUUGUGGUGUCUGGUAGAUUUUUAUCAAGUGUAAUUAGCUAGACUGUGAACACGUGUGAGUGAAGGUAGAUUCGCAAUAAUCCAAAAGUGAGUACAGUAGUAGUCAAUGUAUGUAAAGGUUCGUAUCAUCUCGAUAUUUAAAAUGGCAGAAUGUAAGAAAAACAACAAAACAAAACUGUAUAAUCAGUAUUUUUUUAGUUCGCGGACAUUUCCUCUGGGUAAUAACAGAACAGACAAAGUACUGCACUCUAAACAACAACGUAGUACUUACGGGGUCUAUCAUUUAACCUUUAGUUGGAGGAAGAUCAUUUUAGGGGAACAUUAUUAGAAUACUUCAUUACACCUUAAAGACCGCUGGUCUACCUUUGACACUGCAUUUGCAUUCUUGCUAGCUUGGUGAACACAAGUAAUAGAAACCGGUGCUAUCGUCUUUUAUAAACUGAUGGGAUUAACAAUAUGUAAAAAAAAAAAAAAAAAAAAAGUGUUUGAUUCAGAUUCUAUAGUCUUUAUUAUAUGCACACAGAAGAGACAGAAUGACUAUUCAUAUGGCUAAUUUGUCCUAUUUCCAUAUUUCUUCAAACUUGGCACAAAGUUACAAUUGCGACAGAUGGAUUGUGGGAUGUAGAAGGACACUCGGUGUUUGCAGUCUUAGUCUUAAUCGAGAAAGUUGCAGUUGGCUAAAUUGCAUGUCCGAAGGUUACUUAAGGCACAUUACUGCAUGAUGGAGGUGUCGACGCUCCAUAAAAGCACAACCAGUGAAAUCUAAAGGUACUGAAACGAAGGACCUUCUCAACCACUCGUGUUUUUUUUUUAAAGCUUAGAGAUUAAUGAUUAUAUCUGACAAUCAGCACACGAUUGAUUGGCACACUUCGGUUUACGCUCGGGCACUGCCACAAAUGUACAAUGUAAAGCUAUGUUGUAAAAAAAAAAGGAGAUGGAUUCAUUCAAGGGGCAGUUUAUGUAGUGAAGCAGACAAUGAUAGAUCAUUGUGAUGAGCCAGAAAUAUAAAACGCCAGAAGUGACGCCCUGAGUCGGGGUAAAAUCUGAUCCCACCGGUGGAAACAAUAAUAAAAAUGGACCAGUCAGUCCACAAUUUAUUUAUCCAAGGGAAGAUUGGUGCAGUGUUUGGAGAACUUGCCUGUUAAGUGAGGGAAGAGCUGUAGAUAGGUCUGUAACCUAGAGGUCCCAAAGACUCGCUCAUGUUUAGGAGCCUUUUCCAAAGCAGGCUCAAAACAGGCCACUUUGGUAGAAGUAAUCAAAAGGUCAGACCAUUCGGUCCAUUAGGAUAACGACUAGGAUUAUGACUCAGUAACUUGUAUGCUGCUGGCAUUCCAGGGGUUUCAUUACAACAACGUAAAGUGGGCGUGUUUCCGGAGGUCUUGGAAAAACGCCCUCUUUCAAAAAAAAAAAAAAAAACAGCAUACUACGAAGGACAAAACUGUCAUACAGGUAGAUUUAUUUUAGAAAACAAAUAAACAACCAAGGGGGGCACGGUGGCUUAGUGGUUAGCACGUUCGCCUCACACCUCCAGUGUUGGGGGUUCGAUUCCCACCUCUGCCUUGUGUGUGUGGAGUUUGCAUGUUCUCCCCGUGCCUCGGAGGUUUCCUCCGGGUACUCCGGUUUCCUCCCCCAGUCCAAAGACAUGCAUGGAAGGUUGAUUGGCAUCUCUGGAAAAUUGUCCGUAGUGUGUGAUUGCGUGAGUGAAUGAGACUGUGUGUGUGCCCUGCGAUGGGUUGGCACUCCGUCCAGGGUGUAUCCUGCCUUGGUGCCCGAUGACACCUGAGAUAAGCACAGGCUCCUCGUGACCCGAGGUAGUUCGGAUAAGCGGUAGAAAAUGAAUGAAUGAAUGAAUGAAUGAAUGAAUGAAUAAACAACCAAAAACUAUGCUUAGGGUUAGGGUUAGAUUAUCAAAUAGGCCACACCUACCCGAUGACGCAAUAUCUGUUACGCUGUGCUGAAAUCCCUGGAAAUAAGUGCAUCCCGUACGCUGCUUGACUAGGCCUGGAGCAACUCAAGGCAAAUGAGUCAUAGACAUGGUUUUUGGUCUUGCAUUCAAGGAAAUUAAUAAAAAAAUAAAAAAGGAGAGUAUUAGGAGAAUAUGAAAUUUCUUUCUAGCUCUUUGACAGAACAAGUGUUGGAAAUGGAUUCGUCUCGGUGCGGAGAUGAACACAACGGCCCGAGUGCGGGGCUCGUGACUGCAGCAGGCUGCCGGAGGAGAGAUUAGGGGAACGAUUUUAUGGAGAAAUUCGGUGCAAAACGUUAAGCUUCGGAAGGAUUUCUGUUCCACAAGGGAAAGCGACUUAAUUACAGGAAAUAAAUCUGGCUCUUCUGGCUUUGACUCAGCCUGGCAGUAGGCGAAUUGUGAAUUUGCCAUUUCUAGGGGAAAGAAAAGAGAAACAGAGAUGUGCUCUCUGCAGAAGCUUUGUUUUAUUGUGUGCAGCUUGUUCUUGGAAGAGAAAGAGAGAGAGAGAAAAUGAGAGUGAAUUGUGGCCUUUAGAGAGGCUGACAGGAUGAGUGAAACCAAUUGCUUGAUUGGCAGGUGGCUUUUAUGUCAUCUUUAUAAAUCAUCACCGGAUGAUUUUUUUGCUUCUUCACCAUGAAACGUUUUUGACAGUUUUCAAAACAAAAAAUAAGGAUGCCAAAGAAAUCCACCUGCAGAUCUGGAGAGAUACUAGAUUAAUUUUUGGUCUUUGACUUGAAUGUGUAUGCUUUUAUAUUUAUUAGGUGUGUAUGAAGCACCAUAAUAUACUAAAAGAAAAAAAUAAAAGGAAUAAAAAUUGAAGAGCAGCCCAAAAUCGAUAAGUAAACUCUUACAAACCUUCAUAAUAU
Messenger RNA from Tachysurus vachellii, 8244 nucleotides. RefSeq names its product SRC kinase signaling inhibitor 1a (gene srcin1a). Gene Ontology annotation, biological process: regulation of dendritic spine morphogenesis. Gene Ontology annotation, cellular component: actin cytoskeleton; cytoplasm; postsynaptic density. The transcript has 18 exons. Lineage: Eukaryota; Metazoa; Chordata; Actinopteri; Siluriformes; Bagridae. Bases 614 to 4279 code for a protein of 1221 amino acids. The record is from RefSeq and is a predicted model, not a curated record.